UCUAGGGACAGAGCAACACGAAAGUUUUCUUCAAUAUUAAAAGUUAUAAUGGUCCUUGCAGUGGUCCUAAUUUCUGCAAUUUAUUUUACUUUUGGCUCUUUGGGGCAGGAGCAGGAAGUAAUAAGUGUGCAUUAGAAGUUGAUUUAUUUUUAAAAUUAAUUUCCCAUUCAAAUCCGACAGUCGUGCUAUCUCACGGAUGAAAUGGAAGAUGAGUGUGCUGCGGUUUGUUAUCCGAUCGUGAAGCCCCUGCUCCGGUACUUCGAAAAGUGCCAGGAGAAAGAAGUCCAGAGAUCGCAGUGGCAGGAUAGGUAUACGGCAGUUCUGAAAGAGUAUUCGGACUUGCAAAAGAAAUUCUAUGAGGCUCUGGUAAAAUACUCGUACUUGGAGAAGAGAUACUUGGCAGACCAUCAUGAAACUGAAGAGCAUAGGCUUAAAGAAAUUAAUAUUAAAUACGAAAAGUCAGAGUUGAGGAACCAACAGAAAGAUCGGGAUAUUGAGAGCCUGAAAGAUCAAAUUUUCAACUCAAAAAAAUCAAAUGAUAAGCCAAGACAACCCAGUAAUUUGGAUAAUAAAUCGCCAAACGCUCUUCAAGGUCUCCCAGAUCGCUGUCCUCGAAGACAAAAUGAAGACAGUAUCAUCCAAGAAAUCCAAAUCCCAGGAUCCGAUCCUUUUAAAGUGGUCUGUCAAUCAGAUCCGGACACGGGUGCUGGUUGGAUGUUGGUUUUCCAAAAAGUCCCCUACUCUUUUACGUUCAAUCGUACCUAUGAGGACUAGGACUACACCAAUGGCUUUGGAGAGGUCGGGUUAGAUUGGGGCACUGAGAUGUUCAUCGGACUGGAGCGGCUGCACCUUUUGACCAAUCGAGCGGCCCAUGAGGUCUUCGUAUACGUAUACCCGUACCCGACCAGCUUUCUAAUAUGCGACAGCUUUGUUGUGGGCCCCAAACACGAGGGAUAUAGGGUGAGAGUCGCUGACGGGUGUACUGGACACUACUGGCUUGGUGCUCCAACGGAGGGCAGCAAGUUCUCCACCUUUGACCGCGACGAAGUUGGGGAUCCUUAUUAUAACUGGGCGAAGAAUCAUGGCUUUGGCUGGUGGUACAAUGCUAAAGUUCCAAAGGAGCUACGAUAUGAACAUAUGACAGUUCUGAUCCGAAGAAAAGACUAAUCAAACAAACGAAAUUAUAUCCAAUCUAAAUAAAUACAAAUUCAAAUGUUAUUUUUCCACAACUUGAAACUGUAAUAAUUUUGAAUAAA
Messenger RNA from Drosophila ananassae, 1256 nucleotides. RefSeq lists its product as uncharacterized. The record is from RefSeq and is a predicted model, not a curated record. NCBI's taxonomy places the organism in Eukaryota, Metazoa, Arthropoda, Insecta, Diptera, Drosophilidae. The transcript is spliced from 2 exons. Bases 823 to 1167 code for a protein of 114 amino acids.